Molecule: messenger RNA, 1257 nt
Organism: Triticum dicoccoides
Lineage: Eukaryota; Viridiplantae; Streptophyta; Magnoliopsida; Poales; Poaceae
Product: protein MET1, chloroplastic-like
Exons: 7
Coding region: 1-981 (326 amino acids)
Molecular function (GO): protein binding
Source: RefSeq, a predicted model, not a curated record
AUGGCUCUCGCCCACCAGAUCACCAACCAGCCGCUCCUCUCCUCCCCGCCGUGCCUCCCAAGAACCAACGGUAGCAAUGCGCGGACGGCGAGGGCGCCGUUUCUUGGCCACAACUGCUGCCUGAAGCUUCGGGAUACGGCGAGGAGCUGCGUCGUCGUCCGCGCGUCUCCGUCGGCUCAGGCGGAGCCCAAGUCCGGAGAUGGGGACGGGGAUGGAGGCCAGGAGCCGUACGAUGAGUACGAAGUGGAGAUCCUGAAGCCGUACGGGCUCAAGUUCGCCAAGGGCCGCGACGGCGGCACCUACAUCGAGGCCAUCUUCCCCGGCUCCUCCGCCGAGCAGAUCGGCAAGUUCACCGUCGGCGACAAGGUUAUUGCCACCAGCGCCGUUUUUGGAGAGGAAAUCUGGCCGGCGGCAGGGUACGGCCAGACCAUGUACUGCAUCCGCCAGCGAGUUGGCCCUCUCUACAUGAAGAUGCAGAAGAAAUUUGGGAAAUGGGACGGUGCUGCUGAGCUCUCUGACAAGGAGGUCAUCAGGGCUGAAAGGAACACCGGAAAUGUCAGCACUAAACUCAGAGAGAUUCAGAUGCAAAAUUACCAGAAGAAGAUGGAGCAGAAGAUCCAAAGAGAAGAUGACCUUCGCAUGGGGCUAAAGCUGUACAAGGAUGGAAAAUACGAGGAGGCGUUGGAGAAGUUCGAGUCGGUGCUGGGGUCAAAACCAGAGAUUGAUGAAGCUUCCGUAGCCAGCUACAAUGUCGCGUGCUGUUAUUCAAAGCUCGACCGGAUACAAGCUGGUCUUUCUGCACUUGAAGAAGCGAUGAAAGCAGGCUAUGAAGACUUCAAGAGGAUUCGCACCGACCCGGAUUUAGCAAACUUGAGGAACUCGGAGGAGUUCGCCACCCUACUAAACAAGUACGAUGAAUCAUUUAUCAACGAGAACGCCAUCAAUGCUAUCAAAUCCAUAUUUGGAUUCGGUAAGAAGUGAUGACCUCCUAUCGAUUGCACACAUCUACUUGGUCUUGCAGUUUUAGUUUUAGUUUGUUCUUGCUGAGACUUGGAGAUAUCUCCAGGAAUGUUUUAAGCCUUCCUUUGUACUUCAACCAUUCUAUGAACAUACACUUUGUACAUAACAAUGGCAAUCCUCCAUUCGGAAAGCAAAGGCCAUGUACAGGAAAUAUGUUACCAUCGUGCUUGUAAGUUGUGACGUACUAGCUAUCGUGCUUGAGGUACCAAUCGGAAUGUGGAUAUAUUUUCUGGUGAA